UGGCUGCAGUAAGGACCUAUCUCAAAACCGAAGAAAGCAGUAGGAAGAACAAUUGCAGUCAGCCAAGACUGUCUCAAAAAGAAAACAACAGAAAAAAAAAAACAACAGGUCUUGGGGCUCACAUAUAUUCAGCUCACCAGGAAAAGGGGCUCUGCACCAGGCACUGCACAACAAACAGCAUCACCAAUGAAACUGCUUCCAUUCCUAGUUCUGAUUUCCAGUCUGCUGGACUAUGGCUACGCUUCUGCAAGCUGCAACAUGACAUGCCACAAAGAUGCCAGGUGUGAAGUUCAGGGUGGGACAACAGGCUGCUAUUGCUCCCAAGGAUAUACAGGAAAUGGCAUAACAUUCUGUUACGAUGAUAAUGAAUGUGAAAAUGCUACUCAGCCUUGUGGAGAGCAUGCCAAUUGCACAAACACAGUGGGAAGUUAUUUCUGCAUGUGUAUGCCUGGUUUCAAAUCCAGCAAUGGUCAACAAACUUUUGUACCUAAUGAUGGAACCUCCUGUGUGGAUGUAGAUGAGUGCAGCAAUGAAGGAACUGUUGCCUGUGGAGACCAUGCAAAAUGUGAAAACGUGGAUGGAGGGUUUAACUGCUCCUGUAAGGAAGGUUAUCAACCAUCCACGGGAAAAUUGCAGUUUAAGCCAAAUGAUGGCACUUCCUGCCAAGAAAAUCCGAAGGCCAAGUGUGAGUUAUACAAAGACUGUAUAACUGAACAUAUUAACAGAACUUUAGCUAGGAUUAGUCAUUUGAAAACACCCCUGGAGAUGCUGCAAGAAAUUAAUAAAAAUACUUUGGGACCGCUUUUACCUGUAGAUGUAAUUUCAUAUGUUGAAGCACUGUCUUAUUCAUCAUUAAAUACCAGGCAUUACUCUGUUUCUGACAAUGAAACACUUCGUGAUACAACCAUUAAUGUUUUGGUUAGUACUGUGAACAAUUUUUUACAAAAAGACAAGAUUACAGUCUGGGAAGCUCUUCCUGUAGAUGACCAAAGACGGAGCCUGACUAAGCUGCUGCAUACUGCAGAACAAGCAACGCUUCUCAUGUCACAGAACUUCAAAAAGACAACACAGCUAGAUGCUAAUGCAAGUGACAUAGUACUCAAGGUUUUUGCUUUUGAUUCACAUCACAUGAAACACAUUCACCCUCAUGUAUACACGGGGGGAGAUUAUAUAAAGAUCUCUCCAAAGAAGAGAGAGGAAUCCCAUCCUAAUGGCACUGUUGCAGUUGUCUUCCUGCGGUAUAGCAAUAUUGGUUCUUUGCUUUCAUCACCUAAAAACCUCUCCUCAAAAGAUACUUCAGAGCAGAGACAGACCGUAAGCUCAUCAGUUAUAGCUGUGGCAAUUAGCUCAAAUCCACCUACACUCUAUGAGCUUGAGAAAAUAACAUUUACCUUAAAGUAUGAGAAGACUCUGGAUAAAGAUAUUAAAUGUGCAUUUUGGAACUACUCUGCAGACACAAUGAAUGGCAACUGGGCUACCGAAGGCUGUGAGCUGACACAUUCCAACUCCACUCAUAUCUCAUGCAAAUGUAAUCAUCUGACUCAUUUUGCUGUUUUGAUGUCCUCAGGUGGCUCUGUUGGUGUUACAAAUUAUAACAUUCUUACAAGAAUCACUCAGCUAGGAAUAAUUAUUUCGUUGAUUUGCCUCUCCAUGUGCAUUUUUACAUUCUGGUUCUUCAGUGAAAUUCAAAGCACUAGAACGACAAUUCACAAAAACCUCUGCUGCAGCCUUUUCCUGGCGGAACUUAUUUUUCUGAUUGGAAUUAAUAUGAACAAUAAUAAGCUCUUCUGCUCAAUUACUGCCGGAUUGCUCCAUUAUUUCCUUCUAGCUGCUUUUGCAUGGAUGUGCAUUGAAGGUAUUCACCUCUACCUUAUAGUAGUGGGAGUCAUCUACAACAAGGGUUUCUUGCAUAAGAAUUUCUAUGUCUUUGGCUACGUCAGCCCAGCUGUGGUCGUUGGAAUCUCUGCCGCACUAGGGUACAAGUACUAUGGCACCACAGAAGUAUGUUGGCUCAGCACGAAGAACAACUUUAUAUGGAGUUUUAUAGGACCAGCAUGUCUAAUAAUUCUUGUUAAUUUGUUGGCUUUUGGAGUGAUUAUUUAUAAAGUAUUUCGACACACUGCAAUGUUAAAGCCAGAAGUUAGUUGCUAUGAAAAUGUAAGAUCCUGUGCCCGAGGUGCUCUUGCUCUCCUCUUCCUCCUUGGGGCUACAUGGAUCUUCGGAGUCCUCCAUGUUGUCCAGGGAUCCGUGGUUACAGCAUAUCUUUUUACAAUCUUCAAUGCAUUCCAGGGGAUGUUCAUUUUCAUAUUUCUUUGUGUGUUGUCUAGGAAGAUUCAGGAAGAAUAUUAUAGGUUGUUCAAAAAUGUUCCUUGCUGUUUCGGCUGCUUGAGAUAAACGGAACAAAAAUAUGCACGAGCAUAUCAGUGGAAGAAGGAAGCAAGCUAGAUGAUGUUGUUAUGGAUAUUAUGGAAAAAAUAUGUUAUUGUGAAAGUAUGAAAUGAUAGAGUGAGCAGGCAUAUCUCUUAAUUGAAUUACUGACUGGUUUUGUACAUAUGUGUGCAUUAAUGCAAAGCAUUUAUAUUAUGCUGUAUACAAGCAGUAUACAAAACAAACUCGAUUAUUGCAAAAUAAGUAUUAAUGAAGACUGGGGGAAAAAAAAGCAAAUUUCUGAAGAAGCUCAAGAUUUUUCAUGAUUUUCAGGUUUUGUUUCUAAUAUUAGAAAUAUCUGCAGUUUUUGAAAGCAAGAUACCAAAAUCUAACUAGCACAGCAGAUUUUACGAAUUGCCUUGUUAGUGAAACAUGUUCACUGUAUUUUUUGUAACAAUGAGCUUCUUACAUUGAAUUUGUAUGUGGUCAUCUGCAGGGAAUGGGUUCCAUUAAAGAGUCAAUAGAUAAAGAUCAGCUUCAGCCCAGACUUUUGAAAACAUUUCUUUUAAUUUAAAGUAGAUUAAAGAAAGAAUUUGUUUAAUGAUAUUCACUUAUCAGUCUGAAAUAUAUAUUUGUAUAUUAAUCAAUUCUUUAUUUUUAUAACUUUUAAAGAACUGUUUAGAUCUUAAGAGCUGAGGUCAGAUCUGAUACAAGAAUGGUGGGACAGCCAUUUUAUAAGUGAAAUAUUGUUUUGUGAAUACUUUGAAAAAGAUCUGGUUCUCGUUUUAUUUAAUUGCCAAAAAGACUGAGAUCUACUAAACUGGCACAAUGAUUUUGGAGGCUCUGGGAAGAAGAUGCUUUCAUAAGUUCGUUGCUUGAUAUUUGGAAUCCAGACCUUGCAGCACCAAAUUAAAAGUGGUAGUAAUCACCCAUGCAGAAGAAUGCAGAUUUAAAUUCAAUGUUGUGUGCCUCCAUACCACGUAAAAUUAUAACUACAGCAGUUUAUUCACAGAAUCUUUGAGUCAAGCAGUUGUCUUCCUCUGAGGCUCCUGGUUUUGAAACACUUAUCCUGUGUUUAACCUUGGGAGCAUCCAUAGGUCUACUGAAAUAUAAACGGAAUACUUGAGGUGCAGGUUUUGCCAGAUCAGGGCAUAGAUAUGAUGCAUCAGCAGUUCCACCUUUCCCAUCUGACUUACUUUAAAAGUAUGCUUUAAUUUCACCCUUUUAGCACCUAGCUUGUGUAUGUGAAGUGCUGAGCAAUCCUCAAUCCACAUUGCCUUCUCAGGAAGUGUCUAAGAUCUCAGAUGAAGCCCAGUAUUUUUACUUUUGAGGCACUGUAAAUAUGUAGUUUUUAAUAAAUCCCACUGUUGUGUUGUCUGUUAAAAUAAAGCACUACUCUGAGAUUUAUUUAUAUUAAAGGAAACUUUUUGUUGGUAAUGGUCUAAUUUGUUUGUUUGGUUUUUUAUCUUUUUCCCUAUACACAAGGCUUUCACUCUAUGCACUGCAGUGAUAUGCUUCAUUAAGUAUAUUCCAUGUCUCUGACAAAACUUUGGAAACCACAAGAGAAGCCCUUUAUCUUGGGGAAAAAAAAUAAUCUGUUGGUCCUCUGAAUGUAAAAUAUGUGAAUAAACUGAUGUUCUUAGCUUGCA
Neopsephotus bourkii (Bourke's parrot) is the source of this 4016-nucleotide messenger RNA. RefSeq names its product adhesion G protein-coupled receptor L4 (gene ADGRL4). The record is from RefSeq and is a predicted model, not a curated record. Gene Ontology annotation, cellular component: membrane. NCBI's taxonomy places the organism in Eukaryota, Metazoa, Chordata, Aves, Psittaciformes, Psittacidae. The transcript is spliced from 17 exons. Gene Ontology annotation, biological process: cell surface receptor signaling pathway; adenylate cyclase-activating G protein-coupled receptor signaling pathway. Bases 187 to 2394 code for a protein of 735 amino acids. Gene Ontology annotation, molecular function: calcium ion binding; G protein-coupled receptor activity.